Heteronotia binoei (common prickly gecko) is the source of this 1008-nucleotide messenger RNA. RefSeq names its product urotensin-2 receptor-like. The transcript has a single exon. The coding region runs from base 1 to 1008 and encodes 335 amino acids. Gene Ontology annotation, cellular component: membrane; neuron projection. Gene Ontology annotation, biological process: neuropeptide signaling pathway. The record is from RefSeq and is a predicted model, not a curated record. Gene Ontology annotation, molecular function: neuropeptide binding; G protein-coupled receptor activity. NCBI's taxonomy places the organism in Eukaryota, Metazoa, Chordata, Lepidosauria, Squamata, Gekkonidae.
AUGGCCACCAACUCCAGUUCAGGGAAUGAUCCUAGCUUUGCCAUGAGUGAACUUUUCCUCUUCUACAGUAAGAAUGUGUUUGCCACCCUCCAUAUUCUCCUCUUCUUCCUGGGUAUGUCUGGAAAUGUCUUACUGCUUUUGGUCCUGAUCCUGAGCCUCAGGAGAAAAAGUGGCAGCCAUAUUGCACGUCUCAUGGAGCCCCUGCUCAUCAAUAUUGCAUCUCUUGACCUCAUCUUCUUCCUUUACAACUUUCCUGUCAUGCUUGGCAAUAUCAUGUUUAAGGACUGGCAUUUGGGCUACUUGUUUUGUGUCACUCACCACAGCCUGUCCCUGUGGAUCACCUUUGCUGACUUCUACAGCAUGCUGGCUGUCUCGCUGCUUCGCUAUACUGCUGUAAUCCACCCAGUGCACAUGGUUCUCAUCUCCCCAAGGCAAAUCUCUCUGGCCUGUAUUUUUAUCUGGCUUGUUUGUCUCCUGUUUUCCAUCCCUGUUUGGCUUCACUAUGGGAUAAUCGAGGUGGAAAGAGAAAUAUUUUGUGUGAGCCACAUGGCAAGCACGGAUCUGAAUCUUUACCUGCAGCUAUUGGGAGGAGUGGGGUUUCUGCCUGCCUUGUUGAUUAUGAUUUUCUGCUACUCCAGGAUCAUCUCCACCUUAAGGGUUAGAAGGAUACUGUCUAUACACACAGCUGCCAGCCUGCAUGCUAACUGGCGAGCUACAAUGAUGGCUUUGGUCACUAUGGUGGCCCUUGUGGUCAUGUCUCUUCCAUAUUGGCUAAUGGUUUUCUUUGCUAGGAAUGAUCAGGUCUUGACCACAGCCCCCAUGUAUUUGGCUUAUCAUCUGACAUCCUUCCUGGCCUUUGCCAACCACUGCAUCAAUCCUGUCAUCUGCUUCUGUCUCUCCUUCCAGUUCCAAGCUAGGCUGAGGAACCUCUUUAGGAGGGCAGGGAAAGGUAUUCGACAACUAGGUCUUAGCCAUGUGGGUAGGACAGAAGCAGAUGAAGGAAAAUAG